Nicotiana attenuata is the source of this 525-nucleotide messenger RNA. RefSeq lists its product as uncharacterized. Gene Ontology annotation, molecular function: nucleic acid binding. The coding region runs from base 1 to 525 and encodes 174 amino acids. Gene Ontology annotation, biological process: DNA integration. The record is from RefSeq and is a predicted model, not a curated record. The transcript is spliced from 3 exons. Lineage: Eukaryota; Viridiplantae; Streptophyta; Magnoliopsida; Solanales; Solanaceae.
AUGCGACAAAUGCCAAUGAUAUUUACAGUUGGUACACCAGCCGGCAUAACUCUUGCAUUCAGUACUAUCCCCGUGGCUGUUCAUGAAAUGAGGAUUGAUAUAGUUGGCCCACUAUCAGCGGGUUCCAGAAAGGUUGAAGCAGGUCCUUACCAAAAGAUCGACGAGCGCAAAGUGAUCGACUUCCUGUUGGGACACAUAAUUUUCCAGUUCGGAAUACCGAAAGAGAUUGCCUGUGAUAACAGACCAUCAUUCAUAGGCUCCAAAGUCACAAAUUUUUCUCAAAGAUCUAAAAUUAAAAGAAUUACCUCCUCACCAUACCAUGCGAGCGCUAAUGGACAGGUAGAGUCAACCAAGAAGGUUGGAGACUUGGUUUUGAGGAAAGUGACUCAGAACACUCGAAAAAUACACACUGGGAAGCUGGGUCCUACAUGGAAAGGUCCCUACCGGGUUUCAGCUGUCACUGGAAAGGAUCAUACAAGAUGGAAAGUCAAGAUGCAGUCAAAUUGCCCAGCGACUGGAACAUGA